Caenorhabditis angaria is the source of this 1573-nucleotide messenger RNA. NCBI's taxonomy places the organism in Eukaryota, Metazoa, Nematoda, Chromadorea, Rhabditida, Rhabditidae. The record is from the annotation of a GenBank genome assembly.
AUGAAGCUCUUCCUUGGACUUCUCCUAACUUCGUGCGUUUUGGCCGAAAUGUCCACCGAAAAUUGCCCAUCGGGUUGGACGAUGGUGAAGCGGACGAUGGGCAAUUGGUGUAUUCAGGUGUUUGCGGGGACGGUGAAUGUUCGAGAGGCUGAUCAGAAAUGCCGUGAACAGGGAGCCGUUUUGACGGGGAUGGAGAAUGAGGCCGAGAAACAGUUGAUUCUUGGUGGGUUGGGCUUGGGCUUCAAGGCCUGAAGGCUGAAGCCUAAAAGCCUAGAAGCCUAGAAGCCUCCAGGCUGGCCGCUUCGCGGUAGACAGUGCCGCUACGCGGAAGCUUGCGGUCUACACUCGCGCAGAGCGCUCGGGCUUCUUGGCUCGAGGCUUGUUAGGUGUCUGGGCCUAAACCUGACCCUGGCCGCUUCGCGGUAGAUAGUGGUCUACGCUCGGGCUUCUAGGCUCGAGGCUUCUAGGCUUGAGGCUUCUAGACGCGAGGAUGCUAGGCUCGAGGCUUCUAGGCUGGAGGACAGGCGCAGGUUGAGCUUUGCUCUGGACUGGGCUUAAGCCUGAACCUUAGGGAUACCUGGCCGCUGCGCGGAAGCUUGCGGUCUACACUCGCGCAGAGCGCUCGGGCUUCUAGGCUUGAGGCUUCUAGGCUCGAGGCUCCUAGGCUCGAGGCUCCUAGGCUCGAGGCUUCUAGGCUCGAGGCUUCUAGGCUCGAGGCUUCUAGGCUCGAGGCUUCUAGGCUCGAGGCUUCUAGGCUCGAGGCUCCUAGGCUCGAGGCUUCUAGGCUCGAAGCUUCUAGGCUCGAGGCUUCUAGGCUCGAGGCUUCUAGGCUCGAGGCUUCUAGGCUCGAGGCUCCUAGGCUCGAGGCUUCUAGGCUCGAGGCUUCUAGGCUCGAGGCUUCUAGGCUCGAGGCUUCUAGGCUCGAGGCUUCUAGGCUCGAGGCUUCUAGGCUCGAGGCUUCUAGGCUCGAGGCUUCUAGGCUCGAGGCUCCCAGGCUCGAGGCUGCUAGGCUUAGGCUUAGGUGUCUGGGCCUAAGCCUGAACCCAGGCCGCUCCGCGGAAGCUUGUGGUCUACACUCGCGCAGAGCGCUCGAGGCUUCUAGCCCUAAACCUUUUGCCUAAACCCAAAUCUUCCAGCCGCCGGUGUCAAAAUCAUCCGCUCAGUCUCGAAACGCGAGGGUUCAAUCUGGCUCGGUGGCCGCCGUCGUGUCCCCUGUCUUGCUCCCAACACAAAUGCCACCGGCUGUGUUCCAUGGGUCCCAAAUGCCUUUGAGUGGACCGACGGGUUCACCACCGGCAAAACGAUGUUGCACAAAUGGAGAACCACUCAACCGGAUUAUUAUAAGUGAGUCCGCGCGGGUUCCGCAAGCCUUCCGCGUGCUAGCUGACAUGUUUACAGAAACGUUCAAGAUCGCAUCUGCAUGCUGAUUGUUGACGGAAAAGUUGGAUCGGGUGGAACUUUGCCGGGAGAUUUGGAGGAUGCCGGCCCGAAUGCCAAGUUCAACGAUUUUCCGCUGAACUGCAUGCGCGGAUACGCUUGCGGAAAGAAACCGACUAUUACUAAUUAUAUUUAA